Messenger RNA from Oncorhynchus gorbuscha (pink salmon), 978 nucleotides. Its product is annotated as putative glutathione-specific gamma-glutamylcyclotransferase 2. The record is from RefSeq and is a predicted model, not a curated record. Gene Ontology annotation, biological process: glutathione catabolic process. NCBI's taxonomy places the organism in Eukaryota, Metazoa, Chordata, Actinopteri, Salmoniformes, Salmonidae. The transcript has 3 exons. The coding region runs from base 210 to 860 and encodes 216 amino acids. Gene Ontology annotation, cellular component: cytoplasm. Gene Ontology annotation, molecular function: gamma-glutamylcyclotransferase activity; glutathione specific gamma-glutamylcyclotransferase activity.
UCUGACUAUCACGUGACGAGUUGCUGGUUGCUUGAGAUAGAAGUAGCUGGUCGCGACUUUGAGCUCCGUUGUGAAUGCAGUACAGUAUUAGCUUCCACUAACAGAAAAUAUGGUGGUGUAUAGUGCUAAAAACUAAAUGUUUGACAGUACACGCUACGUGAGGUGUGACAGUUGUUAUCCAGCCAGGUGGAGGAGCAGGUACAGUAGCUAUGUGGGUGUUCGGUUAUGGCUCUCUGAUCUGGAAGGUGGAUUUUCCCUAUGAGGAGAAGCGGAUCGGCUACAUUAUAGGCUUCAGCCGGCGCUUCUGGCAAGGCAGCACCGACCACAGGGGAGUGCCAGGCAAGCCUGGCCGAGUCGUGACUCUGGUGGAGGACCCAGAGGGUUGUGUCUGGGGCGUGGCAUAUAAGCUGCCGUCUGGCCGAGAGCAGGAAGUGAAGUGUUACCUUGACUACCAGGAGAAGGGCGGUUACCGCGUCAUCGCAGUGAACUUUCACCCCAGACCCUCCGUGACCCCCACACAACACACUGACACUCCCCCUGAACCCAGCCAGGCUCUGCUCUACAUCGGUUCUAAUGACAGCCCUGACUACCUAGGUCCCGCCCCCCUGGAGCUGAUAGCCAAUCAGAUUGUAGAUGCUGUCGGACCGAGUGGACGGAACACUGAAUACCUGUUUUCAUUGGCUGAGGCGCUGAGGACCCUCCUCCCUGAAGACUCAGACACACACCUCUUCUCUCUCGAAGACCUGGUUAGAGAGAGACUAGCACACUCACUUACUACAUGUGUGUCAGUAAACCAUCGCAGGGAUGCUGUAGAUUGUCAGUCAUGUGAUUGUCUCCAGGACCAUUCAGAGCUGGGUUAAGGUUAGGACUGUUCAGAGCUGGGUUGGGAUUGUUCUGAGCUGGGUUAGGGUUAGGACUGUUCAGAGCUGGGUUAGGACUGUUCAGAGCUGGGUUAGGGUUAGGACUGUUCAGAGCUGG